This is a messenger RNA of Ectocarpus siliculosus, 576 nucleotides long. The record is from the annotation of a GenBank genome assembly. Lineage: Eukaryota; Phaeophyceae; Ectocarpales; Ectocarpaceae.
AUGGCCAAGAUGGGUCUAAGGCAGAGCGCAAACAGGGAUAUCCGGGCACCGGCGAGGCGGGCCGCUGCUAGCGCCGCGCCAGGGGGGAAAAUUGUCGAGUCCUGCGAGGUUUCGAGAUUAUUUGACGUCGCGGACACCGCAGACCUGAAGGUGAUCGACCGGAACUACGGGCGGCGGCCGAUGUCGGACGAGGACCAGCGGUACAUGGCCAAGCUCCUCACGAAGCACGGUCUCGAUCACGAGGCCAUGACUCGAGAUAUCAAGGUGAACUACAACCAGCUCACGCUCGGACAGUUACGGCGCAUGUGCGACACGCUCCUGUCCCUCGGCGAGGAGCAGCGAGUCGUAACCUUACCCGAACGAGUCGCGAACGAGGCCACCAAGGCGGCGUCCACAACGGCAGCGGGCGGUACCGCCGCCGGUACCGGCACCGGUCCCUGCCACAGCGGGAGGGUUUCAGCUUCAACACCGGUGGCGAUGGAAGUAGGGGAGGAGUCUGGUGAUGACGGAAAAGAGAAGGCGAAAGAUAACAAAACCAAGGGCAAGGCUGCGAAAAAGAAGAAGAGAAAACCCUAA